Molecule: messenger RNA, 2906 nt
Organism: Drosophila grimshawi
Lineage: Eukaryota; Metazoa; Arthropoda; Insecta; Diptera; Drosophilidae
Gene: f-cup
Product: leucine-rich repeat-containing protein 40
Exons: 11
Coding region: 181-2376 (731 amino acids)
Molecular function (GO): protein binding
Source: RefSeq, a predicted model, not a curated record
AAAGAAAAAAAAUUUGGAAAUCACAGCAGCAACAGAAACGACAGCGACAAUUCCAUUUUCCCCAACCCCAGCCAAUUUGAUGAUAAUUAUUGUGUGAGCUCUGCGGACUGCAGUGGUGACUUCAAUUUGGAUUUUGGAAACUCCUCCUACACCCAAUACGCCUGUCGCCGGCCCUGCGAGAUGAAUGAGCGUGGCUGCAGCAAAAUACCCCGGGGCUCUGCAAAGAUACGCCAAGGACCAACGCCGCGGCAGAAGUACUCGCUUCAGCCGGUGUUCCAUGAGCGGUCCAAGCACGAGGAUGAUUCGCUGUUGUCCAACAAUCUGUGGAAGCUGGCCCGCAAAACAGGCACCCUGAAUCUAACCAACAAGGGAAUGGCACGUGUUCCCGAGCGGCUGUAUGAUAUUAAUGAGGCGGAUGCUGAUAGCAAGAGGGCCGACUUGGUGAAGUUGUCGAUCAACGAGGAGGAUGCCUGGUGGAAUCAAGUACCCAUUAAUAAUCUAGACUUGAGCUCGAAUGCUCUAACGCACAUAUCACCCAAAAUUGAGAAUCUGCUGACACUCACCGUGCUCCAGCUGCAUGACAAUGCUUUAGUCUCACUGCCACCAGAGAUAGGCAAGCUGGAGAAACUGGUGCGAUUGAAUCUUAGCCACAACAAGCUAAGUGAAUUGCCAGCCGAGUUCUACAGCUUGCCAGAGCUGCGGCAUUUAAAUAUAUCGCACAAUGAAUUCCUCGAACUCAAUCCGGAUAUCAGCAAUUUGCAUAUGUUGGAAUUCCUGGAUGCUGGGAACAAUAACAUAAACACUGUGCCAGGUGGCAUUGGUUUUCUGGUGCGUCUAACAGCGCUUUUGUUGGCCAAUAACCACAUCAAGGAACUGCCAACCGAUAUUGUCAAUAUGCGCUCUCUACAAAAACUGGAUCUAAUGAAAAACGAUCUGAUCGCCCUACCAGAGGACAUGGGCCUCAUGAGGAAGCUGGAGUGUUUGUACGUGCAACACAAUGACAUCAAGGAGCUGCCCACCUUCGAGGGCAAUGAGAUGCUCAGUGAGCUGCAUGCCAGUAAUAAUUUUAUAGAGAGCGUGCCCCAGGACCUUUGCGCCAAUUUGCCGCAUUUAAAAAUUUUUGAUUUGCGUGACAAUAAAAUCACACAGCUGCCAGACGAGAUCUGCCUGAUGCGCAAUCUGAAUCGGUUGGAUCUUACCAAUAAUUCCAUCAGUGUGCUGCCUGUUACCUUAUCCUCGUUGGCACAUUUAAUAAGCCUGCAAGUGGACGGGAAUCCCAUUAAGACAAUCCGACGCGAUAUUUUGCAAUGCGGCACGGCACGUAUUUUGAAAACGUUGCACGAUCGUGCCCAGGCCAAGAUCAGGGAGGAGGGUGGUGCGGAUGAGGAAGCUCCAUGUAGCAGCAGAUCCUCAACAGGCAGUCAAGGAGCAAUGAAUAAUCUGCCCAACAAUAUGACAGACAGCUAUCAGCAGAAAGGAUCCUAUAUGCAUUCCUAUCCCUGUCAAUGUCAGUGCCAAUAUCAACAGUUUAUGCAACAACAAUACGGUGCUUACUCUCCACUCUUUAAUCCAAGCCCACAAUACAUGCCACAGGACUUCGAGCAGCGGCAUCAAUUUCUCUAUGAUAAUCCUUAUAUGCCGCAUUCACUGUUUCCCCUUCGCCAGGAAACCUAUUUCAAUGGCAAACACAUUCCCGACUGUGUGCCCAUGAGGGGAGUGCAACAAAGAACAUUUGAGCAACCACAUUUGGUAUACAAACUUCGACAUACACGUACAUUGGCUGUCAAUUUGGAGAACCUGACCAAUGUGCCCGAGCAUGUCUUUCAACUGGCCAGCUCAGAGAAUGUGCAUGUGGUGGACUUUGCUCGCAAUCAGCUUGGGUCGCUGCCACAGGGUUUGCAGCUUAUGAGCAAUCUGGUGACGGAGCUGGUCCUCGCACACAAUGUCAUCGCGAGUGUGCCGACGUUCAUCACACAAUUCACUCGCAUCACAUUUCUAAAUUUGUCCAACAACCAGAUCAGGGACUUGCCCAAUGAGUUUGGCGUGCUGAAUACGCUGCGUGAACUCAACAUUGCCAAUAAUCGAUUUGAGUUCUUGCCAAAGGGACUGUAUGAGUUGCAGGGCCUCGAGAUAUUGAUUGCCAGCGAGAAUCACAUUAAGGCAUUAAAUGUGGAUGGAUUAAAGGGUAUGCCACGCCUGAGCACACUCGAUUUGCGCAAUAAUGAUAUCGAAUUUAUACCGCCCAUUCUCGGCAAUCUAACAAAUAUUACCCACUUGGAGCUGGUGGGUAAUCCAUUUCGCCAGCCACGUCAUCAGAUCUUGAUGAAGGGCACCGAUGCCAUAAUGUCGUACCUGCGUGAUCGCAUCCCAAUUUGAAGCAAUAUUUCAUAUAUAUGUAUAGCCCAGUUUUAUUUAGCGCAUGUUCUAAGCGCUAUUUUCAUUUAUUAUUGUUGUGUUGAUUAUGAGACAAAAAGCUUAACCAAAUUAAAGUAGCGCCCACCCACACAUGCCACACAGCACUGCCUAUGUUGUGGAUGUGUGAGUGUGUAUGUGUGUGUGGGCGCCAUACGCGCGUAGUACCUUAUGUACCAAUUAACCUGUACACUCAGAAAAAAAGUCAAGACAACAACAAAGAAACAUUGCUAAAAUCCGGACAAAGUGCAAAAUUCUAUACAAAUGUUUAUCAAAUGUUCUUUUGGUUAUAUUAAAAUUUCAGAAUGUAAGAUUGUUUUUAAAUAAGUUGAGCACGAAUUUUCUGUACCACAAAAUGUUACUAAUUUAGAAUCGGGUUUUUUCUCUGAGUGUGCCAGUCCAGAGAGCAAACUAGUCAGCUAAUAUGGUAAAUAGACACAACACGCACUUCGUUGAAAGCUUGCAAUAAUAAUUAAACGCAAAUGGAAAAAGUA